UCUUCAUCACUUUUAUUAUCUCUCUUUGUCUUGCUCCUCAAACACUUCUCUCUCAACAUCUUUCCUCCAUCCCUUAGCCUUCCCCCAGCAGCCUCCACUCCAUCCAUCCUCCUCCCCUUUUUCUCAGUGCCUCUCUCUCCUCCCCUUUCCUCCUCCUCCUGCCGUGCUCUGGACUCACUUCCCAUUCCCCCCCAGCAUGCACACUCCUCCCCUCACCUCUUCUACCUUCACAUUCACCUCUCCAUGCCUCCCUCUCUCCGCUCUUUUCAUCACCUUCCUCUCCAUCACCUACUAACACACAUCAUUUCUCGUCUCUCCCCGUUGUGUCGUCUCUCCCUCCUCCAUCUUUCGCACUCAGCCUUGCUUGCCUUGAGUGCGCACACAUGCUCAGGUUGAUUGGCAUACAAGGACAGACCACCCUCUCGCUCCAACCGGCUAUGGUUUGAUCGUGUGGCCAGACUUCUUGACACUGAGCUCAGCUGAGGAAGAGGAUAAGUAAGGAACCAUGGAGCCCAGUCACGUCUUCCCAGUUUUCCCUCCUAAUGGGAGCAGCUGGAGCCCGGGGCAGGAUCCCUCCGAGGUCGUCCAGGGAUGCCCUCUUGGACCUCUGCCUGUCAUCUACUACAGUGUCCUGCUCUGUCUGGGCCUGCCAGCCAACAUUAUGACAGUGGUUAUCCUGUCCCAGCUGGUGCUGCGUCGUCAGAAGUCCUCCUAUAACUAUCUCCUGGCCCUGGCCGCCGCCGACAUUCUUGUGCUGCUCCUCAUAGUUUUUGUUGAUUUCAUCCUGGAGGAUUUUAUUUUGGCAUCACCGCUGCCACCAUCGUUAAACAGCAUCGUACAGGUUCUGGAGUUCUCCUCCAUUCACACCUCCAUUUGGAUAACAGUGCCUCUCACCAUUGACCGCUAUGUCGCUGUUUGUCACCCACUUCGUUACCACACGGUCUCCUACCCAGCUCGAACCCGAAGGGUGAUAUUUGCUGUGUACGCUGGCUGCUUGCUCUCUGCAGCUCCUUAUUACUGGUGGCCUGACAUAUAUGGCGACAAAGGAGGUGGGGAAGAUAGCGACAGAAGAACAGUGGCCCAGCAUGUCCUAGUGUGGGCGCAUUGUGCAACCAUCUACCUCCUCCCCUGCACUGUUUUCUUCUCCCUUAAUGCUAUCAUUGUCCAGAAACUCCGCAAGCGUCGCAACUGCUUCAGACUGCGUGGAUACUCAACAGGGAAGACCACCGCCAUUCUCCUAGCCAUCACCUCAGUUUUUGCAGUUUUGUGGGCCCCGCGCACCCUCAUGAUCCUCUACCACUUCUACUCACCUCCACCUGCCUCACAGAGCGCUGGCCGUCUGCUCCACAUGCUCACAGAUAUGGCAAACAUGCUUGCAUUGCUCAACACUGGCGUCAACUUCUUCCUCUACUGUUUCAUUAGCAAGCGUUUCAGGGGCAUGGCAGCCAAUGUGCUGCGAGCUCUGGUCCACUGUAGGAAGCAGCCGCCACAAUUUUAUGCCAGCCACAAUUUCUCCAUCACAAGCAGCCCCUGGAUCUCCCCAGCCAACUCCCACUGCAUCAAGAUGCUGGUGUACCAGUAUGAUAAAAAUGGAAAGCCUAUCUGCAUCUCUUCUUGAGUCUACAGUCACCACCAGCAGCUCUAGCCCUCAGUCUUUGGGAGCACAUUCGAGCUUUGUCCCUGAGGUGACUAGCAUUGCUUGUAUGGGACUCGUUAGGGCUUGGAAAAUGUCAACACGCCCAGAGAGCACAAGUGACAGUUUAUCCAGCUGUCAGCGAUUAUAAAGUGGUGGGCUUACAGGAAGCAACAGUAAGAUGCAUGGCAGAAAAUGACAAAACCUCUCAUGUUCAAUAACAGUUUUCAUAAAGCAGCCAACCGCAUCAAAUAGAUGCUGAUUGUUCCCUCAAUGCAAAAAGAAGAGUUCUGUUGCGGGUGAUGGAUGGAGCAUACCACCAUCAUCCACCCGAGAUUAUGAGCCACUGUCUCUAUCAUAUAAACCGACAAACAACAAGCUGACCUUGGUGAAGCAUUAAGUAGUUUAGCCAUAGAUGCUCCCCGUGAUGAAGAGCUUUGAACAUCUGUGUUUGUCCGUAGGGACACAUUUGCAGAGAGCAGAGAUCCAGUCUGAUCCAGUCUGACCACUUCUCAUGCACAGCCACCGAUAAUGCGUCUUCUGCCCACAGUCGAAAUUGUCUCUAAUAAAUUAAGAACCUCUAUCAGUUCCAGUUUAAUAUGCAGAGGCGUCUCAAAGGCUCUCAUAAAACGAACUCUGUGACUUUCCUCAUGUGUGCUCAGCUCUUCUAGAGUAGCUGAGUCCAAGGUCAGAAUGGAGAACCAAACAAACUCAUCUCGUUUUACAGAUUCUGGUAGGAUCUCUGCUAAUUGUAGACAAAGUUUCUGUUCAUGGUAGACUUGACUGUUAUCGUACCUUUGCAAAAAUCCAAGACAAAAAAAAAAAGGCUGGAGUUGGUGUAGCUCUGAGGCGUCACUAGACUAGUAAUCACGUUCCCAAUAUUAGAUUGAGGAAAUUUCUGAUGUAGAAGAUUGUCCUCUAUUAACUAUUAAUGGUACUUGAUGACUUGCUGUUAGACAUUAUUAAGAUGAAUAUAAUGAAUGUUAACUAAAGAUGGCUUUAACCCUUUAGCUUUCUAUGACCAGGAAACAGGGAGAUGCUGAUAUACAAUGCGAUAAUACUAAAUAUGAUACGAUAAAGAAUAAAACUAUACAAUAUGUUUUAAACAAUAUAUGAAAUUCAUUUUGACAUCGGCAUACCUUAAUAAAAUAUCCACAAAAAAUAGCAAUCUUCCUCAAAAUUCCCCAACCAGAUAUAGCACACAUUUGUUAUUUUUAAGCAAUAUCCAAAAUGAUAAGAAAGAAAAUUAAAAUAAGUGUUUUUCUUCCCUUUGGUUUGUUUACCUUGAUCCAAAUGGUUUCGUCUUUUCUUGUUUGCAUCAUUGAAUUUGGUUUCAGGGCCACAGUAACACAUUUCAGCUCUACUCAUUCCUCUGAUGGCCGCUGGCAUUUCUGUAACAUUUUACACCAAAACACAGUCCGAUACGUCGAGCCGGUGUCACCGCUGCUCGGUGAAAAAAACAAAAAUGAAAUCACACUGGGGCAUGUCUCACCCUGCCACAGAACACGCUGAGAUCAAUGCACAUUCGUUCUGUAGACACCAUGGGGCAUUAGCAGGGUUCAUCCAUCCAGAGGGAUUUAAGCUGCACUAAAGGGCAGAUUUAUGCUAAAACCUGUCUGGAGAAAUCAGACACAUCUGGCUUUUUUUCUUUCCACUCUUUGAGACAUUAAAAAUGAGAAGUGUGUCUGUCUUACCUGACAAGGAGGUGUGCUACAAACUUUUGUCUGAUACUCAGAUGUCAGAGAUAAUCUGGUGUUUGUCUUUAACCACAACAACAAUCGCAGAUAAAUAGAAUGCAGCUAAAAUUGGUGAAUUUAUUAUCUUUACCGCUAGAAUAUAAAGAUUCUGAAACAGUCUUUCUGGAAAGCGGAAUAGAACAGCGUACCAUUAUUAUUUGAAGGUUCCCUUCAAAAUGUGAUUUCACAAUUGACUGAGAAAGUCAUUUGAAUACAAGCCGUUGUUGUUGAAAUGAAGUUCUGCGGAAGAUUCAUGAGCAAAUAAUUUAUUAGCUAGAUGGAUCUUUGUAUGACCUCAGUUGUUGUUUGAUGAUGGUAGAAAUCUGCAUUUACAGCUUUUUAGUCUGCCUGGCCAGAACUAAUCCAUCGUGUUCUUACUGGUGUUGUUCAAAAAGCUAUUUGCAACGUGUAAGAUGUGGAUUGUUCACAGCUUCUCCACAAAACGCCACGUAAAAAUAUCUUAAAUAUGUCCUAAAUAUUCCUGUUUGUCUAGAACAGAUUUAUAGACUUGAAGAGGUUGUAGAAAAUGAAAUCUAGCUGAACUAUGAAGAAAACCUCAUAUUUCUUUAUAGUUAAAAACAUGUGCUGGAGAAUGGGAAUUUAUUUAUUUAUUUAUUUAUUUAUUAUACUUUUGUAUAUUAAGAAUAAAUGCACCAAUAUUUAUACUUUUGUGCCAUCUCUGUUAUCAAGGUAAACUGGUGAAGUAUAAUAUUAAUAAUAAUAAUAAUAAUAAUAAUAAUAAUAAUUAUUAUUAUUAUUAUUAUUAUUAUUAUUAUUUAGUAUGUGAAAUUAUUGGGACCACUUUUGGCCAUGUGUGAGUUUUGGUUGUAAAAAUCUAAAUUAAUUAAAAAGGAGAAACUGAAUGUGCAUAAUAUGUGAAAACACCCACCACAACUUUGAAAAUUAAAAUAAUAAAAUCCAGUCAAGUGUGUUGUAAAAAUGCAUACAAUGUGAUUCUUUAAUGUACAGGUAGAAGCUCAGAUAUGAAACUAGAAAUAAUUUAGAAGUGUUGAAUAUCUGAACAGUCGUUCACACUAACAGCGUCUCCAUUUUUCAUUUGUGUUGAAACUAAAAGUUGAACCUCUCAGCAGCACAUUAACCAUGUUAUUGCCAAAAGUCACAAAACAGCAGUAGCUCAGGAGGUAGAGCGGGUUGUCCCGUAAUCUGAGGGGUGGAUCCCGGCUCCCAGUGGAGAAUUCUGCUGUUGUGUCCUUGGGCAAGACACUUAACCCACCUUGCCUGCUGGUGGUGGUCGGAGGGACUGAUGGCGCCUGCAGCCUCGCCUCUGUCAGUGCUCCCCAGGGCAGCUGUGGCUACAUAGUAGCUCAUCACCAUCAGUGUGUGAAUGUGUGUGUGAAUGGAUGAAUGAUACACUGUAGUGUAAAGCGCUUUGGAGUCCUCUGACUAAGAAAGGCGCCAAACAUGCAGGUCAUUUAUCAUUGUAUCAUUUAAAAUACAAAAAAAAAGUGCAAAUGUUGAAAAUGUAUUUAAUUGCAACUCAAAGAAAAUGUAAUUAUAGAUCCCACCUGUUACUAACCUAGAUGUGGGGAUUUCCUUUGCUGUGAAUACUCACUGCAGCCACCUGAUACUUCAAUCUACCACACUUUACCGGCUCCGUCGCUCUCCACUUCUGUUUCUUUGUUCCACACAAAUUGAUUCUCUCCAGAAACCCAAACUGAAUGAGGGAUUGGCGAUUGCCAUCUGUUUCUCACCCCUUUUCUCCUCCCUCUCAUCCUUCUUUGCCUGCACUUUAUGUCAAAAGCACUUGCUCAAAGUUAAUUUCUCAAGUGUCCUCUUUCCUCCUCCCCUGAUUAUCAUGGAGUCUUUCAUGCUAUGUGUGUACUAAUGACUUCACUCUGUGUUUUGUCAUCAGAAAAUUGAUGCACAUUAAUUGAAGACCAAGUGGGGAACAUUGUGGAUUUUGUGCAUUAUUUAAUGGAGAUGAAUGACCAAGGGGGUCAAUAACCAAUAAUCCCUCAGUGAGCUCUUUAACUACCCCCCUCGUCACAUCCACCGAAUGUAAUGACAUGAAAAUGUGUAUUUUGAUGCUCAUCAAUAAAGCGCAAUAAGCAGGAUUUGAUCAUUAGAAGAGUACAUUUUUUAAAAAGAAAUAUUUAUGCAAAUAAAUUUUGCUUUGCGACUGCUAAAUCUGUGUUGCCAUGACAUUUAUUAUCCAUGUUUGAACCCAGAGUUUGGUCUAUGGUAAUGUGACAUUUGUGUGGAACUGCACAUCAACACCAUGGACUGAUGCAGACAUGCUGGGAAACCACAUGCAGGCGUCCUCUCCUUACCAAUGUGAGGUUAUUGCCAAGAAAUAUUUCCCAUUAUGAAGUAAAACCCUGGGAUCUACAUUUUCUUCAGCCUGAUGUUAAAAAGAUAGCCAAGCAUAAAUCAGUCAGAGGGGAAAAUUAUAUUUUCUCAUUCUCUGCUCUGCUCUCGCUCUCUCUCUCUCUCUCUCUCUCUCUCUCUCUCUCUCUCUCUCUCUCUGCUCUAUUUUGUGUGUGUAUGUGUGUAUGAGACUAGUCUGAACGAAUGCGUGCUCACAAAGUUUGAGUAGGAGCUUUAAGAUGAUUUGUCCCAUUGAAUUAGUAAUGUAUGAAACCAACUCUGUAUUUAUAAUUAACCAUGAUUCAGCACAGUACAGUACUGAUAUAUAAUGAAUGUUCAAAUGAAGCUUUUAGCAGUUUUGUUGGCAUUUUAUCAGAUUGUGAUUUUCUACAGUUACCUUUUCAAGCAGCCUUUUAGUUCCCUGUAGUGGCGUGUUGAGACUCUUAUUUUCUUGAUUGUACGGGCUUGCAUAAUUUAUUUAUUUCUUCCUAAUGAAUGUAUCGGCUUUGUAAAGGGUAUGUAUUAAUGUUCUGUGAUAAGCUAUUGAAGUAUUUGCUCAUAUAUUUUGACAAAAGAAAUAAAUAAGUUUGUCUAACGGUUGAGAUAGA
This is a messenger RNA of Nothobranchius furzeri (turquoise killifish), 6305 nucleotides long. It is a transcript of the gene gpr139, whose product is annotated as G protein-coupled receptor 139. Gene Ontology annotation, cellular component: plasma membrane. Gene Ontology annotation, molecular function: neuropeptide receptor activity. The record is from RefSeq and is a predicted model, not a curated record. Gene Ontology annotation, biological process: phospholipase C-activating G protein-coupled receptor signaling pathway. Lineage: Eukaryota; Metazoa; Chordata; Actinopteri; Cyprinodontiformes; Nothobranchiidae.